Molecule: messenger RNA, 1446 nt
Organism: Leptinotarsa decemlineata (Colorado potato beetle)
Lineage: Eukaryota; Metazoa; Arthropoda; Insecta; Coleoptera; Chrysomelidae
Source: RefSeq, a predicted model, not a curated record
AUAACGUUUUGAUGUUGGGAUAAAACUCCUGUAAUAUUCAUUACUUCACCAAAGGUUCCAAACAGUGCAUCACUAGUUUGUUAAUGGUUUGAUGUGCAUGCCAUGGGUAAUUGUGAAAUUCUGUAGCUCUGAAGAAGUUGAAGCAGUACCAUACUGUUGGUACAAUAAAACCAACAGUUCAAUAUUGUACCCCCCUUUUCCAAAAAACCCUAUGGAAAAGGCAAUAAGGAAUGAACUUGAGCCCAGUAAAGAUUGGAAGGAAUACAAAGUCAGCCUUAUGAGAGAUACAGUAUAUGACGGUUUUCGUGUAGCUUGUGCAAAAGCCACGAAAUGUUGUAUUUCAUCUGAUUUAUCAGAAGUGGAAACACUUUCAGAUAAAAGAAAGUGUAAGAAGAAAAUGAUCAGUUCCUCAGAAGAGAGUGAUUCCGAUCUCGAUGGAAUAUUCACUUUGGCUCCUAAAAAAGGUAUUAAUAAUAAAAGACUGGACAAAAAUCAGGAAAACUCUUCUGCCCAAAAGACAAAUAUUAACCAGGACCAGGAAGUUGAUGACACACAGAGGGUUCUUUUAACUUCAGAUGAGAAGUUCCAGAAAUCUUGCAUUGGGUUUUUGGUAAAGAAUACCAAACUCAUUCAGGAUUGUGAGAGGAAACUUCUGGAACUCUCUGAAAAAAUGGAUAAUAUUAUUACAUUAUUGAAAGAUAAACCUUCAAUCUCCUCUGAAACCGUAGACCUUUUUAUGGAGUUUUCUAUCACAGAUGAUUUGACACUAAGUCGUGUGGAAGAAAAUCUUCAAAACGACGAUAAUUUUAAAAGAUUGGUUGAGGGUCUCUGUAAAAUUGGUGGUAACGAUUUUAAGGAGUGCUCCAGGAGAUUACUGAAGAGGGUGAUUGAUGACAAAUUUGCAUUGGGAUACAGUCUACAUGGUCACAAACAUAAAAAAGUGUUCAGGAAUACAAGAAUUUGCACUUGUAUUUUUGAUGCAGUACAAAGAUGUCAUCCCAAUGUUACAGCAAAAGAAAUUGAGGUAGUGGUAUCUGCAUAUUUGGCAAAAGCCAGUGAGAGACUUAGGAGACAACAGGGGGUUAAUCCACCAACAGAAGAAUCAUCUUAAAACGCUGACAUUUGAGGCGUGUUUUGAAUCAAUUAUCUUAUACAGAUGCUAAUCUGGUUGGCGAAAUAUGCUUCAAGUAUUUUUAGUUUAGUAUUUGAGUACUUGAGCUUUUUGUAUGAGCACUUUGUUCAUAUUUAUAGUAAGCUCAGUUAAGAUAGAUGCCGAUUUGAUUAAAACAUUUUUGUUUUUUUUUAUAUUUCAUUGUUCAUUUGAAAUAUUUUUUUAUUAAAAAUUCAAGUAGAUUACCCUGUAUUCUACGAAUUAAAAUAAUCUGUUGCUUUGUUUCUUUAACAAGAAUGUUUAAUGAAUUCUUACACAUAUUCAGAAAUAUUUUA